CGUCGUCACUUGAACUUGACUUCUUUUCCUCAGAGGGUGGUCGUUCCGUUGCCACCAGCGUUCGCGAGGUGCUUACCUUCUUCUGCUUCCUGGCAAUCAACUAUUAGGCGUUGCCGUGAGGGUAUUGUUAUUGUGUUGUGAUGCAAUCAAUCAUCGUUCCGCCUUUUGUUUCUGGUUAGCACAUGUCUUGCUGCCCGCCUCCGCACGCAAUCGGUCUGUCGGCUGGACCUUCCUGACUUCGGCAAGUGUCAUUACUGGCGGCGCCGUGUGAGAGAUUACUGGUGUCCGUCGGUGGUGCUUGGAGUUGUCGAUCGCGGUGUUUUCGAGGUAGGAGCUUGCACUGAAGUGGUGUGCGAAAGUGAAGGUGUGUGUCGGGCUGGCUUUUGCGGAUGCCGGGCUCCAGUGGUGUGAGUGUAGAGAGAAGAAGCGUCUUGUGGGCUUCUCGCGGCCACACUAAACGGGACCUAUCUGUUCGGUCUUCGUUCAUCCAUAGCUGCUGAAGAUUAUCAAAGGAGGGCAAAGAGCAGGUUGCACAGUUCUGACCCUUCUGCAAUUUUGCUCUGCAGAGUUGAGGUUCGCUCGGGUAACGUGUUAGGUGUUAGGGACGGAGGGAUUUGCCGAGGGAUUUGACGAUUGGUAGGUAAAGGGUACAAGGCCGAGAGAAGGCAAGGGAGUGAAAGAGCGGGCAGGGGAUUCGGGAAAGGGAGGGUUAGCGCGGCAGUUGCAUGAGACAGCAGGAGGGUUGGUGAAGAACUAUGAGGGUGUUGAAAUUGCAGUGAAACAGCCCGCCUCCUGCAAGGAAGCGAGGCGGCGGCACUCCGACAUCAUCUUGGGUCUUUCCUCUCUGCGGCAUCAUCUUCUGCCAUCCUGUACGCCAUCGUCUGUCGCGCACUUUAAGCCAGCCAGGCGGUGACAUAAUACAAAGCAGCAGCCCAUCAUGAGUCGUUCAAGCAGGACGAUUUACGUCGGCAAUCUUCCAGGAGACAUCAAGGAGCGCGAAAUAGAAGAUCUGUUCUACAAGUACGGUCGCAUCAUCGACAUUGAUCUCAAGCUCCCGCCGCGGCCACCUGGAUACGCAUUCAUCGAGUUUGAGGAUGCCCGUGAUGCCGAAGAUGCCAUCAGGGGACGUGAUGGAUAUAACUUCGAUGGCAACCGACUGCGGGUGGAAUUGGCACACGGAGGACGUGCAUCUGCGUCAGUAGACCGGUACAGUAGCUACAGUGGAAGCAGUGGAAGACUUGGGGGGCUCUCUAGGCGGUCGGACUACAGAGUAAUGGUCACUGGGCUCCCUUCAUCAGCGUCGUGGCAAGACCUGAAGGAUCACAUGCGAAGAGCAGGGGAUGUUUGUUUUGCCCAAGUCUUCCGAGAUGGCAAUGGUACUGUCGGGAUCGUCGAUUACAAUAGCUAUGAGGACAUGAAACAUGCGGUGCGGAAGCUUGAUGAUUCGGAAUUCCGGAAUCCGUUUGCAAAAUCGUACAUCAGGGUCAGGGAAGACAGAGGAUCCUACUAUUCCAGCCGCAGUCGUAGUCGAAGCCCCAGUCGAGACAGAGACAGAAGCCACAGCUGCAGCAGGAGCCGGAGUCCUGUUCGUAGCCAUAGUCACAGUCGCAGUCGAAGCCGAAGCCGAAGCAGACCUGUACGCAGGAGCAGCAAACGUUAUGACUCGCGUAGUCGGUCUGGUUCCCGAUCUCGAUCGCCAUCUGCAUCGCGUUCUGCUUCCUUGUCCAGAUCCAAAUCCCCGAAGUCUCAUUCCCGAUCACCUCGACGCUCGGCGUCUCCUGCUAAAGCAAGAAGCACUAGUCGGAGCAGAAGCGCCAGCCGAGGAAGGAGUCUGAGUCGGAGCGCGAGCCGCAGUCCAUCUCGGUCCAAGUCCCGGUCCCAUUCACGACCAAAGCUGCAGUCUUUGUCACCUAAAGCAAAUGGAAGUCCGGGUCCUGCUGGUGCUCGCGUCAGCCGAAGCCCAAGCCCUGUUGAACAAACUAAUGGCAGUCCGAGCCGCUCUUUUUCGCGCUCUCGGUCAAGAUCCCGCGGGCGGUCUCCAAUGUCGAAUGGGCACGAUGAGUAGGCAGGAAUGAAUAACGAAGUACAGUUUUUGAUGCACUGGAUAUUGUUAGGUCUGAUGUGAGAAGAUGGAAACUGAUUUCAUGUGGUCCUGUCGGACUCUACGUGGCUUUAUCCCCGGGUCUGGGAGUGGAGUGAGUGCCUCCAGGUCGAGCUUUUUUUCCUCGUUUCACAUGCGGCUGGUGGCUUUACAUGAAGGUGCUUGUACCAUCAGAGAAAUGGAAUUUAUGAACACGAAUGGAAUGGUUUCACGAAAGUCAUCAUAAAAUCUAGCUUGCGGGAAUGUAGGCGGCGGGAUUAGCUGAUCAUCGGACGGGAAAUCAAUUAAAAUGGAGAAAACUGGCAGCUCGUUGGUCAGUAUAAGAAAGCCGUACCGAUGGUCAGGGUCGCAACUGGCCGACUCUGAGGUGUUUUUUCUCUUUUCUGAGAACUCAGGGAAGACCUUCUGGUUGCCUGACUGCUUUACUUGGGGGGCAUUUGUGCUAGUCCAGUGUGUUUCGGGAGUCGUCGCUGAUGUGGGAGGGAUGUGAUUUUGAUGAAUGAAAAAGGUGCUCGUGUUGUCGACAGGGCUUUGGGGGCUUGUAAAUUUUGUUCCUGGCAAAUUGUGUCAGCGGUUGUCCGAAAUUCUGUUCUGUUCUUUCGGGGAAAAGGCAAGUGGGCACACGCUUGCGAGAAGUGGUUUCCCCUAAAGUAGACCCCUUGGGAAAGGGGAAAGGCAAGUAAGCACCUGAUGGAAGGUGUGAAGAACAUUGUUAUGGGUCUCUGGUUAGAAAUGUUCUUUUCUUACUUGUGUUUGUGUUUGCAAAUCAAAUGUUUCUCUUUUCUUUCUCAUUCCAUGUUAGGUCAUAGGCGCAUGGAUCUCUGAGGUUGCAGCCAGGAUUGUGACAGUAAUGGUGACCUAGGAAUUGAUUGGCAGAGCCUGUGAGUGGGGACUUGGAUAGAUAGAAUGUUGUGGGAACAAAGUGUGUGCUGCAAGCUAUCAUAACAUAGACUUGCUCGACCGCUGGAAUGAUGUUAUACAUUUUUUUUCCGAUGAAAGCUGGGAGCGUGUGUACUAAUGGUGGAAACAUGAGCUUACAACGGUUGUGGAGUGUGCCAUCAUUGUCCUUGUGUAUCUCGCGAGUGUUGACAGGACAAUUGUCCAACUGCGAAGUUGAGGCCCAGGGUCAUCUAUAAGAUAUUUGAAGGUCAGCGGUUGCCUGCCCCAGCGGCGGCACAAUUGCGCAUGCACUCUGCAAUAUAGACCACACUGUGUAACUGUCUGUAGUGCCACCUGUGCUGAAGAUGUGUUGUUCGGCUGAACGUGGAAGUUGUGGUACUGUACUCGGUGGCUCUGGUGCUUGAGAGCAGCAUGAAAUGAAGUGAGUCUUGUGAGUGAUGCGCUAAUUGUGAGUCUUGUGAGUGAUGCGCUAAUUGUGAUCAAAUACCGUUCUAGUAUUUGUGCAGUAAAUCGACCAAGAACAGCAUGGAAAUUUCUGGGAAGGGAAAUCGGUCAUCAGAAGAGUGCAAGGAAUCAGUCAUUUGUUGAGAGUCGUAUUUUAGGGGACACGGAGAAUGAACGGGCUCGAUCCAACCCGUUCAAUCGAAAUAUCGUUCGUGAUUUGAUUUGAAAAACAUUUCUUGAUAUAAGAGUAAAUGAUGCUUUCAGCU
Molecule: messenger RNA, 3711 nt
Organism: Chara braunii
Lineage: Eukaryota; Viridiplantae; Streptophyta; Charophyceae; Charales; Characeae
Source: the annotation of a GenBank genome assembly